Molecule: messenger RNA, 664 nt
Organism: Calypte anna (Anna's hummingbird)
Lineage: Eukaryota; Metazoa; Chordata; Aves; Apodiformes; Trochilidae
Gene: CRYAB
Product: crystallin alpha B
Exons: 3
Coding region: 26-538 (170 amino acids)
Biological process (GO): protein refolding; response to heat
Molecular function (GO): protein folding chaperone; structural constituent of eye lens
Source: RefSeq, a predicted model, not a curated record
UGCCAGGCUCCUCCAGCACGCUCCCAUGGACAUCACCAUCCACAACCCCCUGGUGCGCAGACCCCUCCUCUCCUGGUUGUCUCCCAGCCGGAUCUUUGACCAGAUUUUCGGGGAGCAUCUGCAGGAGUCAGAGCUGCUCCCUGCUUCCCCCUUCCUGAUGAGAUCCCCCCUCCUCCGGCUGCCCAGCUGGCUAGAGACAGGACUCUCUGAGAUGAGACUGGAGAAGGACAAAUUUUCUGUAAAUCUUGAUGUGAAGCAUUUCUCUCCUGAGGAGCUCAAAGUGAAGGUUCUUGGGGACAUGAUAGAAAUUCACGGGAAACACGAGGAGCGCCAGGAUGAGCACGGCUUCAUUGCCAGGGAGUUCAACAGGAAAUACAGGAUUCCAGAUGAUGUGGACCCUCUGACCAUAACAUCAUCUCUCUCCCUGGAUGGGGUCCUGACCGUGACUGCACCAAGGAAGCAAAGUGAGGUCUCUGAGCGCUCCAUCCCCAUCACCAGGGAAGAGAAACCUGCCCUUGGAGGAGCCCAGAGGAAGUAAGCUGCUAUUUAAAGUCCCCCUGAGGGGCCAUUGAAGAGCACUUUUCACCAGAAGCCAGCUUUACCAAAUGGGUACUCUUAUUAUUUAUGCUGAGUAAGUUUACUAACAAAUAAACCAUGAAUAAGC